AUUCGAGAUAGCAAGUCGAUAAUCAAUCAUCAUGGGCCGUGGACCAAAGAAGCAUCAGAAGCGCUUGAGUGCGCCUUCGCACUGGCUCUUGGACAAACUGUCCGGUUCUUAUGCUCCUCGCCCAUCUCCUGGUCCUCACAAGCUGAGAGAUUGCUUGCCUCUCAUCGUUUUUAUUCGCAACCGUCUGAAGUAUGCCCUCAACGCGCGGGAGACCAACGCCAUCCUCAUGCAGCGUCUCGUCAAAGUCGAUGGCAAAGUCCGCACUGACUCCACCUACCCCACCGGCUUCAUGGACGUAAUUACCAUCGACAAGACUGGCGAGAACUUCCGCCUCGUCUAUGACACCAAGGGCCGUUUCACCGUCCACCGCAUCCAAGCCGAGGAGGCCGAAUACAAACUGGGCAAAGUCAAGCGUGUUCAGCUCGGCAAGGGCGGAAUCCCAUUCUUGGUUACGCACGAUGCUAGAACGAUCCGAUACCCUGACCCUGCUAUCAAGGUCAACGAUACUGUGAAGAUCGAUCUGGCCACUGGCAAGAUCACUGAUUUCAUCAAGUUCGACACUGGUGCCAUCGCCAUGGCUACCGGUGGUCGUAACAUGGGACGUGUGGGUGUCAUUACCCAUCGUGAGCGCCACGAUGGUGGUUUCAAUAUCGUCCACAUCAAGGAUGCCAUUGACAACUCCUUUGCCACCCGUGAGAGCAACGUCUUCAUCAUUGGACAGGACAAGCCAUGGAUCAGCCUGCCCAAGGGCAAAGGUGUCAAGCUCUCUAUUGCUGAAGAGCGUGACCGCCGCCGUGCCAUGGCCCUUGCUGGUCACUAAAUAUGUAGUGAUAUAUGAAAAAAGUAUAAUAUAUGCUCAUGAAUAAACAAUUUCCGUGAGGAGAAUGGCGUCUUGUAAUGGUUUGAAUUUCUGAUACCUCUUGUUUUGAAUCCUGCGGUUGUUCCGGCUUUUCCAUAGUAUACUAUCCAGGGUGAAAGAUUCCGUGGAAGUUAAUGCGUGAGCACAAUCCACCUUUUUCAUCUGACAUGAUUCUUGUACUUUCCCUAAAGCCCUCUGCAAACGUAGCUCAAUUCUAGAAAACAAAAGGAAUACGUCACGACGCAAGAUUUGCCAAAUUUCCCAGAAGUCCGGGAUUUUCUUUCUGUUGAGACAAUUAAUUACAGGGGUCAUUUCGAGAAAAUUCCUAAUAUCAUACUUUUCAUGAAACCAUGUUGCCUCGCUAGCCCCAGCUUGCAUGUGCGCAGACCGAGACCUUAACGUUCCAGUCAUAUAUUCAGCCAACUCGGAACAGCAAAGAGAAACCAGAAACCCACAUAAAGGCCCGCUGGCGAUUCCUAUCAUUUAUCAUUUUC
Molecule: messenger RNA, 1353 nt
Organism: Histoplasma capsulatum G186AR
Lineage: Eukaryota; Fungi; Ascomycota; Eurotiomycetes; Onygenales; Ajellomycetaceae
Product: 40S ribosomal protein S4
Exons: 5
Coding region: 32-820 (262 amino acids)
Biological process (GO): translation
Cellular component (GO): ribosome; cytosolic small ribosomal subunit
Molecular function (GO): structural constituent of ribosome; RNA binding
Source: RefSeq, a predicted model, not a curated record